CAUGCUCGUCGGUCCGAUCCCGUUCUCGCAGCACAUGACCGUGCGAACAGUGCCACCAGGCCCACCAACCCGAGAUACCCGAAGCUCCGAUACCCCAUCGCACAGCGGAGGGACCGAGGAAGAAUUUCGGGAGCAUGGCGGAGAAGGGCGGGAGUAGGAAGGCCGUGCCGGCGCUCGGGUGGUGGCUGAUGCUGGUCGGUUCCCUCCGCCUCGCCUCCGUCUGGUUCGGUUUCUUCAACAUCUGGGCGCUCCGUGUCGCCGUCUUCUCGCAGACAGAGAUGACUGAUGUACAUGGUCGUACUUUUGGGGUCUGGACACUUCUAACAUGCACACUGUGCUUUCUGUGUGCACUUAACCUGGAAAACAGACCUCUAUAUCUAGCCACCUUCCUGUCAUUCGUCUAUGCUCUCGGUCACUUUCUCACCGAAUACUUGAUAUAUCAUACCAUGGCUGCAGCAAAUCUGAGCACAGUUGGCUUCUUUGCAGGGACAUCAAUUGUAUGGAUGCUUCUUCAGUGGAACUCUCACGGGGAUGCGCGUGUUUCGCAUGCUGUCAAGCAGUCAUGAGAGGCGUAUGAGCACCGGGGAGUAGACUGUACGCCUGAAGAAGCCUUGCGGAAUUUUCAUGCCCCCUCUUUUCUGUUUAAUUUCAAUUGCUACUGUAUUCUUUAGCUUCAAUUUUUUUUGUUCAAGAUUCAUCUGAAAAUACGAAUAUUAUGUACUGUAACAACCAGCAUAUUUUGGGGUUAGUUCAAUGUGGGCGCCAAAAAACAUACUGACACACGUGUGUUUGAAA
Molecule: messenger RNA, 795 nt
Organism: Brachypodium distachyon (stiff brome)
Lineage: Eukaryota; Viridiplantae; Streptophyta; Magnoliopsida; Poales; Poaceae
Product: ergosterol biosynthetic protein 28
Exons: 3
Coding region: 135-566 (143 amino acids)
Cellular component (GO): membrane; endoplasmic reticulum
Molecular function (GO): protein-macromolecule adaptor activity
Source: RefSeq, a predicted model, not a curated record